Messenger RNA from Clavispora lusitaniae ATCC 42720, 1521 nucleotides. The record is from RefSeq and is a predicted model, not a curated record. NCBI's taxonomy places the organism in Eukaryota, Fungi, Ascomycota, Pichiomycetes, Serinales, Metschnikowiaceae.
AUGAACGGCAACGCACCUGCAACAGCAGGCUUGGACGGUGUGGAUGCUUUGGGCGCCAGAGGAAGCAGCAGCGGCGGAGGAGGCGCCGAGGGAGCCUUGCUGCCCAGAAAUAAUGCUGUCGGAGGUGGAGGCGGAGGAGCAGGCGCAGGCGCCGGUGGAGCAGGUGGAGCAGGCGCCGGUGGGGCUGGUGGCGGCGCAGCAGGCACAUGUGAUGGAGGCGGCGGAGCUGCAGCAGGGGGUGGAGAGGAGCGUCUCUUGUUGAUUUCAGCCAAGAAAGGAAGCCCACCCGGAGGCGGCGCAGGUGCUGAUGGCGGUGGUGGCGCAGCAGCCGGCGUUGGUGGUGCUGGCGCUGGAGGUGCUGGCACGGGAGGUGCUGACAGCGGCGACGAUCUGGCGUUGAUCUCUGCCAAAAACGGAAGUCCUGACGGAGGAGGCGGCGGGUUCGACGGUUUCUCCGCAUGCAGAAGGCCUCCCGGCGGCGGCGGAGGCACUGGCGGCGGUCCAGCACUGGGGACCGGCGGCGGCACGUCCUCGGCGGAAAUGGCGGAGCUGACGGAGCUGACAGACGCUGACUUCAAGUGGCCACGCUUGGCGGGGCGUGCAGGGGGCACACGGAGGCUCAGAGCGGGCGGGUUGGGCAGUUUUGUGCGCGGGACUGGUGGAGCUGCCAGGGGGAUUGGUGGAGCCGCCAGGGGGACCGGUGGAGCUGCCAGGGGGACCGGUGGAGCCGCCAGAGGAAUCGGUGGAGGCGCCAGAGGAAUUGGCGGAGCCAGCAGCGGCGGCCGCGCCAGGGGGUGUUGUGGGCGCGCCAGGGGCACCGACGGAGCCGCCAGGGGGUGCUGUGGGCGUCCCAGGGGAAGCAGCGGCGGCACAGGCGCCAGGGGCACGGGCGGCACAGGCGACUUGCGCUGGUCCGGCGGCGGCGCCGACCUGGGGGCGUUAUUUGCAGCCAUUGCGUCUCCGCCUCUUGCUGGCGCCGUCGGCACCCGCGGAGCGCCAGCAGGGACAAGGCCGCUGCGGUUAUCGACAGAUCGAAGCUUGGGCAUGCCGCCAGCAAAAAUGUCGCCCAAUUGCGGCGGGCCCGGCGGCAUGGGCGCCAGCGCCAGCAGCGGCGCCAGCAGCGUCCGGGGCCCGGCAGACGGCGCCGCCGCAACGCUGGUUUUCCCGUCAAUGAGCGGCUUGGACUUAUCAACCGUGACGGUUUUCUUGAGUUUCAUGCCCUUCUGGAUAUCGCCGAGAAGAGCGUCGCGGCCGGCUGGCAUGCCACGCGGCGCCGAAUUGGCCACGGAGAGAUUGGGCGGAGCCAAGUUGGGCGGCGGGGGCGGUGGCGGGGCGGGCAUGGGAAAAGAAGAAGUAGUUGGCGGAGGUGAGAAGGUGUGGGCGUGCGCGCACCGCUACAUCAAGAGGCUGUGGGGGUGUAUGAAGGAAGAAGUCUGGGUAAGACAAAAUAGAGAAGCCACGAUAGUUUCGGUUUGUAUUACACACGCAUUGUCACUUCAACAUUCUACUGUUUCCAAGUGA